Molecule: messenger RNA, 4755 nt
Organism: Venturia canescens
Lineage: Eukaryota; Metazoa; Arthropoda; Insecta; Hymenoptera; Ichneumonidae
Product: dyslexia-associated protein KIAA0319-like protein
Exons: 12
Coding region: 622-3480 (952 amino acids)
Biological process (GO): neuron migration
Cellular component (GO): membrane; cytoplasmic vesicle
Source: RefSeq, a predicted model, not a curated record
GUCAGGUCUCUUGUCAGGUGCAUUAUCAGCAGGCGCGCGGGGAUACGUCAAAAAAGCAUAUAGAAAAUCGCUAUAAAAUGAAGUAUGUUCGAAACUCAGUGUUUUUCUCUCAUUUAUUAUAAAAAUGAGAAAUAAUUCUCGGGUUUUCAAAAGUUUUUGAUCGAUAUUCAGUUAUAAAAACGUGAAUAAAAAACGUGUGAGCUUGGUGCGAAGAAACGAAAUCUUAUCGCUCCGUGUUUUUCCGGCGGUCGAACUACAAUUCCUGUCAAGCAGGAAGUAUGAUAAUUACCCCUAUGCUUUCAUUAUAGCUCCGGCUGUUUGAUAACGUGUAUAUGCGAUGAAGUAUAAUAUAUGCAAAGCCUCUAAAAAUGACUGAACCCUGCGGGUUCCCUACCAAUACGUACAUAAACGUCUGGUAUGCUAAUGGAACCAAGUUCGAUCAUUAGAGAUCUGACCUUCUGGAAACACUAACCCUAUAAUCAUCUUCCGAACAUUUUCGCCCAUGCUGUAUCUCGGUUCUUGUCUUGGAUUUGACAUAACCCUCGUGUGCAUCCAGGCGCAAAACCUCCGUCAAAAAAACUCUUACUACAUUGUACAAGCUCCGCUACUUCCUACGUCAUCAUGUUUGAGAGCACGCUCGGACUAGGACUUUUAGUCCUCUUAGCGAAUCCUUGUCUUGCUCUCUACACUGACUGGGACAUAGAUGGGCAAUGUCCUGGACUCGUUUCAAGGAUUUUUACACGAUACACACCACGUGGCAAUUUGACUUACACCAUUUUUACGGAACGGCCCGAACUCCAAGGACUAGAUCAAUGUAUAUUGGGCUGUUGCACAGCACCGCUGUGCAACGUUGUUCUAACAUACAAUGCAACGUGUUUCCACGUACAUUGUUUAAAUUCAGAAAUGUGCACUCCCCUCUUCAGACCUGACACACUACCUGAGGACCCUCCAAGAAUGAUUCUAGUCAAACCUGUUAAACCAAACGAAAUAUGGGCUGAUUUCUUGGAUCAUGUGCCUGAUGAAACCACCGGAACAGAGCAACGUGAGCCAAUGGAAUUUUUCCAAUCCAGUGGAGUUAACUGUCUGGACGAUGCAUCAUCUUGUAUGGAAAAUGAGGUUUGCGUCGCAACAGAUAUUAAGAGACAAUACGGAGUUUGUCAAUGUACUAUUGGUUACAAAAGGAACAUGGCUGACAAGUGUACACCACUGAUCGGGCCUCAUACUCUCGGAGAAUCACGGAAUUUGGGUGAAGAAUCGGGGAUGAAAGAUACCACCACUUCGAUCAAGCCUCCUCUGCAGCAUCUCGUCGUUUCGGUCGUUUCCAAAGAAGUCAGGUUGCCAGAAAACGAAGUCAUUUUAUCGGCCUUCACCGUUCCUGCCGAACAAGGAAACGAACACUACAAUUACGCGUGGAGUCUUCUGAGUCAACCCGAUGGACACACAGGGACAAUGACUGACCAAAAUCGGAUGACCGUCAAACUCAGCAACUUGUCCGAAGGACUCUAUAAAUUUCGAGUCACCGUUACCAGUCCCAAUGCUUAUGGCGAAGCCUACGCUAAUGUCAGUGUCUUACCACCGAAGCGGAUCAAUCAAGCACCCAUAGCGAUAAUAUCACCAGCAUCUCAAGUAGUCAAGUUACCCAAUACGGGAGCCGUUCUGGAUGCCUCACCGAGUCGAGACGACGAUCGGGUGAUACGAUAUCAUUGGGAACUGCAACAAGGCCCCAUUGGUUAUCAGCCAAGUUUGAUAGACACGCCAACACUUCAACUAGACAACCUUGUCGCUGGAAAUUACACUUUCAAAUUAACGGUCGAGGAUUCUGAUCACAUUACAAAUUCUACAACAGCGAACAUUACAGUCCUCAAAGUAACGGAUUAUCCACCGAGCGCCAACGCUGGUCAAGAUAUUAUAAUAUAUCUUCCUCAAAACACGUUAACUCUAAAUGGUAAUUUGAGCACCGAUGAUCGAGGCAUAGCUAGUUGGGAAUGGACGAAAAGUCCAUCUGAUCAAAACAAAGCUGUCGACAUGCAAAAUACUAGAACUCCUUAUCUCCAAUUGUCAAAUUUGGAGGAAGGAAUGUACACUUUUGUUCUCAAAGUUACCGACGAUUCGGAUCAGUCCUCAACAGCUGAAGUUCACGUUUUCGUUAAACCACCGACCAACAAACCUCCCAAAGCCAACGCUGGCAACAACAUAACAAUUGCUUUACCGGAAACUCGGACGGUGCUCGAUGGUAGUAAGAGCAAGGACGACGUAAAAAUUGUUUCCUAUCACUGGCAACAAAUAAGUGGGCCAAGCAAAGUUGAAUUCAGUGCGGCGAACGAAUCGAUCACAAAUAUUACGAAACUGACCAAAGGAGAUUAUGAUUUUAAAUUGACUGUAAUCGAUGAUAAAGGAAAUAAAGAUUCCGAUACGGUCAAGGUUAAAGUUACCCAGAAUAAAAAUGCAGCACCCAAAGCAAAUGGUGGUGGCGAUCAGAACGUCGUAGCUCCCGUCAGCGCUCUGUUCAUCAACGGUUCUCAAUCUUCAGAUGAUUUGAAAAUAGGCCAGUGGGAAUGGACUCGCGAUCCUUCGAGUCUGGCAAUCGGCACGAUUGUCGAAGGAACGGAUAAAUCGCCGAUAUUAAUGGUCACAGAUAUUGUGCCGGGACGUUAUGUGUUCAAAUUGAAAGUGACUGACGAUCAAGGGCUCAGCAGCGAAGACACCGUUUCUGUUAUCGUUAAACCUGAUCCAGAGUUAUUGCAUUUAGUUGAACUGACCCUCAACGUUGGUGCACAAUUAUUGACAGAGUCCCAGAAGGCGUCUCUAGUCUUGAAACUUCAAAUGUUAUUGCGCGACGAGGUGUCUAUAGUCGUGCGAAAUUUAAAAUCCGAACCCCGAACCGGACGUGCGCGAUUAGUUUUCUACGUUCGUCAAAAAGACAAAAAAACGAGUAUGGCCGGACCGGAAGUGGUACACAGAUUGAGAGAAAAACUUCGACAAGAUUCUGGCCUUUUACAACUGUCUGUUGCUGCUGUUGAGACCGCCGUUUGUCAGAACAAUUGCUCCGGACACGGUGUCUGUGACGAGGAAUCUAGACAAUGUUUGUGCGAAGCUUUUUGGAUGCAAAAUUUGAUACAAAAGUAUUUUGGAAACGGGGAAUCGAAUUGCGAUUGGAGCAUUCUCUACGUUAUAAUAGCGCUACUAUCGUUGAUCGUCUGUUGGGUUGGUCUCGUGUGGGGAAUCGUUUGUUUAUGCAGCCGUAUUUGCGGUAAAAGGAGAUUAUUGAGACCAAAGAAAAAACCAACACGAUACUCGCUUCUUCAGCCAGAAGCCGAGGAUGACAGUAGUGCAUUUUCAGCUCACAAAAUGGUCCUUUCAGAAUCCGACACGGAUUCUGAUGACGUACUAUUCGAGCACCGAAAAGGCAAAAACGGCCACUUGAGAAACGGCAAGACUCGGAACGGUUUCCUCAAAACCGGUUCUCGUGUAAAAACAUGAAAUCACAUCUCGAAUUUAUUUUCCACUUGUAAAUGUAUAAGGUAAAACCUAAAAGAAUAUGAAAAGUUAGUCGAUUCAAAUGUUUGUCGAUGGGGCGAAAAGAUGACUGACGAAUGUGGUAAGACGCACAUUUGCGUAUUGAUUUUGGCCAAACAUUUAGUACUAGUCACAACAAGCUGUCGAUUAUUUUGGGAUUAUCGUAUCGCUCGAUACCCGUACCAGUCGUGGCUCGAAAUAUCAUUGUUUUCAUUUAUUUUAUACUUAAACUUAUGCUGUACUGAUAUUUAUCUCUGUGAUUAGUACUGCAAAUCGACGUGGCUGCGAAAACCUUACGAAUAAGGGCGUAGUGCAAUUUCACAAAUGCACUGUUUGAAUCAUUCCUCGGUUUGAUUUUUUUUUUUAAUUAUCGUGUAAUUUAUCUUAUGACAAAUAUGCCAUGGCUAUGAAAUAUGUACUUUAUCAAUGGUAUGAUUAUCUAAAUAUUUAAGCAAGAAAAGUUUUUUGUGCACGUUACACAGGGUAAAGAGACAACGCAAAAAACAGGUUGACAGAAUAUCGCUCCGUCGGAAUUGGGCACAUAGUUUUAAGCAAUUAUCGAAAAUCGCUGUGUUUGUGAUUUCGUCUAUGAUUUCCUAAGAAAGAACCGUCAAAUAUGUGAUCAGAUCUCAAAGCCUACGUUCGCUAGAAAUGAAAAAACAAAACAGAAAUUUUGGUGCAUUCGAACAAUGCAAACAUGAACACUCAAAUUUUAAAAAUCACUCAUUGCCUAUCACUGAAUCGAGCGAAAAUAGUUUUACCGUUAAAUUGUGAUGUUACUCGUACUAAAGUGUGAAAUGUGGAUUAUAAAAAUGAGCCGUAAAUAUUUUGCACCCUCGUUUAAUAAACCGAACGAUUAUUUAUCCUGUCAUUAGAGUAACGUGAGAUGAAAUUGUGAGCGCGAUACUGAUGUCGGAAGUUCCUAAGGGAACUAAAAACAAAGAGAUAAAAACGUAAUUUAAUUACGAUAAAGAAAUAUUGUGUCAAGGCUGUUUCAUUGGUUUAUGAAUGCCACAGAUUGCAGCCACCUACAUUCCAUGUUCGUUGCUUCAGAUAUGUGAGAAUGAGCUGGAGUAUUGAACAAAGAAACAUAUGUAUGUUUAAUUGUAUAUAAAAAAUGAUGAAACAGUAAAAAAGAACAUAACGUUUGUGAAGAAUGGUUGAAAGUAGAUGUAAAUGUGACGGUGCCUGUACCUUCGACCAUGAACACUUCAAAUAUAGGUUUUAUUUGCAGUGAAA